Messenger RNA from Heterobasidion irregulare TC 32-1, 195 nucleotides. RefSeq lists its product as uncharacterized. Gene Ontology annotation, molecular function: monooxygenase activity; oxidoreductase activity, acting on paired donors, with incorporation or reduction of molecular oxygen; iron ion binding. The record is from RefSeq and is a predicted model, not a curated record. The annotation marks the transcript as partial. The transcript has a single exon. NCBI's taxonomy places the organism in Eukaryota, Fungi, Basidiomycota, Agaricomycetes, Russulales, Bondarzewiaceae.
GAACCGGAAAGAUUCAAUCCAAAUAGAUUUUUGACGCCUGACGGCCAACUUGACCAAACGGUACAGGAUCCACAGGUCGCAUUUGGCUACGGUCGAAGAAUUUAUCCUAUGCGUUCUCACACAUUUCAUACUUACGAUCUCAGUCUGAACACCGAUGCUAGAGUUGAUUCAUGGCUAUGGACUCAAUGUGGAUAA